Chelmon rostratus (copperband butterflyfish) is the source of this 5259-nucleotide messenger RNA. RefSeq names its product pleckstrin homology domain containing, family M (with RUN domain) member 1 (gene plekhm1). The record is from RefSeq and is a predicted model, not a curated record. Bases 244 to 3504 code for a protein of 1086 amino acids. Lineage: Eukaryota; Metazoa; Chordata; Actinopteri; Chaetodontiformes; Chaetodontidae. The transcript has 12 exons.
CAGUGACAAGAGAGCGUUUCACCCCUCGAGAAAACAAAUGUUAGUCAACGCAAUUUUUUGUCCGUGCUUGGUUGUUGGAACAGACGCGAUGGAGAGCGACUGUACGGACUGACGAGGCUUUUACGUACAUUUACUGAGCGUACAAUAAUUUACAGAGGAUACGCGGGUGUCUUUGGAUCUUAAUGGCAAGUUAGCCAACCUGUUUCGUGUGCCAUGAGGGAGUGAACCUUCCCAGGAGGUGCCAUGCUAGCCACACAGAUGCCAGACACACCACCCGAGGCUAAAGAUGUUAAACAGAUUAAAGAGAAGUUGGCACAGUCGCUCAAAGCCCUGCAGAAGCGAUACGUAACGUCAGACGCAGUGGUCACCAGUGAAGACGGUGAUGCUAACCUCCUCUGCUGUGCCCUGGAGGCCAUAUUCAUUCACGGUAUCAAGAGCAAGUACGUCCGCUCUGAGGCUGGGGGGCGAGGAAGGAAGGGAGACAGAGGACCUCUCCCUCAACCUUUCUUCUGGAGCCUCCUCAAAACCGUCACUCACCGUGAUGUAAUCACAGAGCUGGAGAAGAUCAGCUUCGUGGGCACGGACGUGGGUCGCUGCCGAGCAUGGCUACGGCUGGCCCUCAACCACGGCCUGCUGGAGUGCUACCUUGCAUCGCUGUUUCGGGAGGACUCCAAGUUGCGUGCCCACUAUCAGCCCAGUGCCUUGCUUCUGAACACUGAGGAGCGGGAAGUUCUGCUGAGCUACCUUCAGGGUCUGGCGUCACUAACAUUCAGCCUUUCUUACAAGUCAGCUGUCCUCAACGAAUGGACCACCACGCCGCUGGCUCUCGCUGGACUCUGCCCCUUGCUCCAAGCAGAUGCACUCGACCUGCCCCUCAAUGGCGGAGAUCCUCCCACCUCUAAGGCCAUGCGUAAAGAAUCGUGGGACACAGUGUCUCAGUCGUCAGGCUCAUCAGAUGCACUGGAUGUGCAGAGAGGGUGCCCAGUGGGGCUGUUGGGGAGAGGGUCAAAUGCGUUACAAGGGGGCAGGACUGCACUCAACUCAUCUAAUUUGAGCCUGGACACCACAGGCUCCUCUCAGCUCUCCUCCAGCUUGAGCUCCGACAGCCUCCUGCAGGGGCAGGACCCCCGCAGCCCGACAGGAGAGCAGUGGUCUUCAUGUGACCUGGACAUGCCCAUUAACGUCAACAUCGGCACCAAGAGGCUACAGAAAGAUUCUCUGGCUGAGUUUCGGGAGAGCGGCCACUGCAGUCAGGACUCCAUGCGUGAAGACUCCUUCGUGUCCAGCACUGGUCCAGAUCAAUACUCUGAGACGGCCAUUUUCAGUAGCUCUGACAACGACACUCAGGGUCCCCCUACACCAUCCCAAGACCAACCCCCUAACUCUGUGCUAUCUGAUUCAGAGCCACCAUCAACACUCCUUGAGAUGCCGUCAUCUGACGAGAACCAUGUUAACUACGCUCACUCUGAAGGCUGCAUUAGUGCCUCUUCUGGGUCACACUUGGACGCAGAGAUGCUCUCGACAGUCAGCGAGCCUGUGGAGCCUGUGGAGGAAAUACAUGUGGCGGGUGUUCAGGAGAGUACUGAGCCUGUCCAGGAAGAGAAAGAGGCAGAGACCUCAGAGAAGAGUGCCUCGGAGCCAUCAGUACAAGGCCCACGCCGCUCGACCAGCAUCCUGAGCAGGAAGUUGUCUUCAGAUUCUCUGUCACAUUCUCGUUCCUGGAUCUCUGAGGACGACAUCUACAAGCCCCAUCUGGACGAGGUGUCAGACCAAGAUGAGGUGCCUCCUUCUGCUCCUGCUGCUGAGCCCAAGGUCUCUCAGUCACCUCCCAGCGUCGUCCAUCGAAGACAAAUAGGGCUGUCCAACCCGUUUCGGGGCUUGCUGAAGCUCGGCCAUCUAGAGCGACGAGGUGCGAUGGGCUUGUGGCGGGACUAUUACUGCGAGCUGUCACCCUUUGAGUUCCGCCUGUAUCUCAAUGCAGAGGAGCGGACAUGUUACGACAACUGCUACCUGAUGCGAUGCGAGGACGCUCGCAUCACCUCGUCUGAGGGCCGCUUCGAGCUGGCCUUCCCCGGGAAGCGACUGUACCUCCGGGCAGCCAAUGGAGACGAGGCCGAGGACUGGGUGGACCGGAUAGUGGAGGCUGUCAACAAAUGCCGGCCAGCAUCUCGUGUUGACGAGCAGUGGGAGGUGCUGCAACCCCCCAGUGAGAACGGUGUGGGUGUGCCGUCCCCGUCCUCCUCCCCCUCCAGCCCUGAGCGAGGUUUAUCAUCCCCUGAGUCGGGGACAUGUGGAGGCCAGAAUGCACCUCCUCCCGUGCAGGAAUUCGACUGGACUCGGACGGCUGAUUUGGAAACAGAUGCCAUCAAAGAAGCUGUUUUGUACUUCUCCACAGAUCCCGAGGCUCGGACCUGGGUUCCCCUGGUCUUCUCCUUGUCCUUGGAGGCCAUGAAAGGAUUUCGGGUGCAAGAGGGACGGAAGUUGCUGCGGCAAACCCACCCUAUUGAGGAAAUUCGAGAUGUGGUGCCAGACGUCUCUCUGGGGGGACCAGCCUUUUUCAAGCUCCUGACCGUCAGGGAGACACUUAGACUUAGGGCAGAGAACGCAGAGGAGGCUCGCUCUUGGAGGGUUUUGAUCCGUGGAGCUCUGGAUUCCUACCUUGAGAGCGGGGAGGAUGGGGGCUCUAGGGAGCCUGCUGUGGUACACCUGGGGGUGACUGGGAAUCUCCACAGACUGGUGCAGCACCGGCUAAAAGAAGAUGGAGCGCUUCUAGCUCACCUGUGCGCUGUGGCCUCGGAGAAGGGGCUGGACGCUCAGAGCUUCAAAUGCGCAGGGUGUCCUCAGCAGAUUGGCCCGUCCCUGGGCAGAGCCAGGCUGUGUGAGUUCUCAGGCCAGUACUACUGUGACUCCUGUCACCACGGUGACACCACCAUCAUCCCUGCACGCAUGGUGCACAACUGGGACCUCACACAUAGAGCGGUGUCUAAGAAGGCCCUGCGGCUGCUGGCUCAGGUAGAACAGGAGCCACUGCUGAACCUGGAGCAGUUGAACCCUGAGCUGGUGAUGCAUGCCGAUGCCAUGGCUCAGGCCCACAACCUGCGGCAGAGGCUGCGCCUGCUGGGCGACUACCUGCUCACCUGCCGCAGCGGAGCCUGCAAGAAACUCCAAGCAAGAAUGGAGCAACGGACAUACCUGCUGGAGUCGAGCCAUCUCUACAGUGUCAUGGACCUCCGACAGAUAGCAGAGGGCGAAUAUACAACCUACCUGAUGAUGCUGUUGCAGUAUGCCUCCAACCACGUGUUCCACUGCGACCUGUGCACUCAGCGUGGAUUCAUUUGUCAGAUCUGCCACGCCGAUGACAUCAUCUUCCCCUUCCAGUUCGACAGCACCACCAGGUGUAAAGAUUGUAAGACUGUGUUUCACCUGACCUGCAAGGCUCCUGAGGGCUCGUGUCCACGUUGCCAGCGAAUGAUGAAAUACCUGGAGAGGGAUCUGCAGGACUGAGCGCAGCCUGUCUUUCAGGAUGAUAGAAGACCGCUGAUGAAGAGAAAAAAAUAAUGAAAACAAAAUCUAGCUUUUACGUGAAAUAACCUCAAGUGCAAUUAUGAGUGCGAUCUGCCUGCCCUGACUGACCUUAAUACUGAAGAAGGGGUGAGAGCCACAGUGCUGCAGUAGCUUGACUCACUUGCACUAAUACAGAGGCGCGUUGAGCCUCCUGAAGCUGACGUAAUGCAGCCGUAACUGACCAGUGACUUUAAUACCUCUCUCAACUCUGAUUCAGCCACGGUGUCAAACAAAGGACGGGACAAGGGUGAAGGUUGCUGCCAAGACAUUUUUACAUUACAUUGUUUGUCUUAUAGCUAGUCCACACGUGCACGGGUAUGUUUAAAAAUGGGAUUUGUUCCGUAUUUGUGCUCAAAGAAAAUCUCAUCCACACAAACUCCUCAUUUAUAUGCAAAUGCAAAAAAAACAAGUGAAGUGCUGUCAAGAGCAUGCAUGCCAAACCAGCAGGCAGCGACAUAAUCUUAAUCCUAACGCUAUGUUGGCCAAUCAGAAGCCUGAAAAAAGUUAUUACCGGUAGGCAACCAGAGGUCCGAUCCUGCUAUGGCGUGACAAAACAUUACAAACCAAAAACUUAAGUCUCCCUUAAUUCUCUACACGUCAACACCACAAACAGUCUCUGAGUUUUCGAAAAGCUCCGACUUCAGUGACCUGAAACCUGAAACUGCAUUUGUGUGUGGACGAAAGGCCAAAACGCAGAGAAACAGCUUCGUCUGGAAAAUACCUGUGUUCUUGUAGACAAGGUGUUACUGGGUCGAGCACAACGCUCCUAUCCAUCAUGUUUACCAGAAGUGCUCUGUAGUACGUUCUGCGUUUGUCUCAGACGCGCGUAUGUAAUCAUAACACAGCAGUAAGGUUGGGUACUGAACUAUCAAAAACAGCACUUGAAAUGUUCUUAUUAACAGAUUUUGAUUGUGCCUUCUUUUUAAGUUAAGCUUUACACAGUUUUUUCCUCUUGGUGUGUCUUCGAUUCAGGGCCAACAGCAUCGCUUAGGCCGUUUGUUGUUAAGUUCCCAUGAGAUGAAAUCACAUUGCUGCAUUAGCUUAGUAAAAAUCAGUCGCCAAGAAGACUCCGUGGAAUGUUUUUCUCUCAUGUUUCUGAAUCUUACAAGCAGGCAUUGAUGUGUCAACUCCUGGAGAUUUAAAGACUAUAUUCGAUCAGGCAUUUGCAUCCAUACAGUGGCAGAAGUAAAUAAAUCCUAAAUGUGUGGCAGAAAUAUUUUUAAUACGUGUUGGCGGAAAUUACUAGAUUGAAGUGAAAACACAUUUUGCACAUUUGCACGUAGCUCUGACUGUUAAACAGAUAUUUAAACUAGGAUUUCGUUGUAAUAUCGUCCAGCACGAGGAAUCACCCCUAAACUAACAAACAAGCCUGCAGUCUUCACAUGUUCAUUCUUCGCUCAGUUUUAUUUUCACCUCUGGAAUAUUUGACUCAGAUGUAGAGUUGAGCUCGCAGAAAUAACAUAUAACUAGUUUGUUUUUUUUUUUGCAGAAUCUGCAGAGAAUAAAAACAUUAAAGGUUUAUUGAUCAAAUCCAUUUUCAGAUACGCAGAUGUAUCACUUGCAAAUGGCAAGUACAGAAUACUGCAGUACUGUUAUUCUGUUUUUUAUUCUGUACUGUUUUUUUUUAUUGUCAUCUCAGUUAUAAUGUAUGAUGUAUAAAUGACCAUUCUGAAAUAAAUGUGAGUGUGUAACGUU